This is a messenger RNA of Lontra canadensis (Northern American river otter), 903 nucleotides long. It is a transcript of the gene TRARG1, whose product is annotated as trafficking regulator of GLUT4 (SLC2A4) 1. Gene Ontology annotation, cellular component: membrane. The transcript is spliced from 3 exons. The record is from RefSeq and is a predicted model, not a curated record. The coding region runs from base 82 to 615 and encodes 177 amino acids. NCBI's taxonomy places the organism in Eukaryota, Metazoa, Chordata, Mammalia, Carnivora, Mustelidae.
GGCUGAGGAAUGGCGUGCUGAGCUCCCUCUGCAGCCGAGCGUCUCAGCCUGAAGCUGGAGCAACCCCAGACCCAAGCCAACAUGGCCAACCCGGGGCAGUCUCAGUUUCCCUCAGCCCAGGAGCCAGGCACCACCUCAACCCUGGACCUGCCGGAGAUGGAGAAGCUCCUCACGAAGGUGGAAGGCAAGGAUGACAAGCCCCUGAUGCUGUCCACGUCCCUCUCGGGGGCCCUGGACCUGGAGCAGAAUGGCCACGGCCUACCCUUCAAGGUGGUAUCGGAGGGGCGCCCCGAAGCCACACUCCCCUGGUCGGCCUCUCGGGCCAGCUCUAGGCGGGCGUCCUCCAUUGCCACGGCUUCCUCUGCCCAAGACCAAGAGGUCCCCAAAGAUUACCUCAUCCUUGCCAUCGCCUCCUGCUUCUGCCCCGUGUGGCCUCUCAAUCUGAUUCCCCUCAUCUUUUCCAUCAUGUCCCGAAGUAGCGUGCAACAGGGGGACCUGGACGGCGCCCGGAGGCUGGGCCGCCUGGCCCGGCUGCUCAGUAUCACCUUCAUCAUCAUGGGGAUCAUUAUCAUCAUCGUGGCCGUGACUGUCAAUUUCACAGUGCAGAAGAAAUGAAACGGACCAGGGCGCUGCGCUGGCGGAGGCGGCCCUGGGCAGCCCCAGGUCUCCACGCUCCCGCGCCCCCUCUCCCGCGGGAGGACAGGACAGGGACGUCCAUGCACUCCCAAAGCACCGACUUGGAGGGAAGCCCCCAGGCCUCCCCACUGUCAGCCCACCUCAGAUGCGAAAAAGCGCCAAGAAUGAUUAAUGGGGUUUAAUCUCCUGGACACGGCCCUGUAUUGGCCUCCGUGCUCUGGCUGGUUUCUCAUCCCCACCGUCUCCCGCGAUCCACCACACCACAUA